Molecule: messenger RNA, 414 nt
Organism: Miscanthus lutarioriparius
Lineage: Eukaryota; Viridiplantae; Streptophyta; Magnoliopsida; Poales; Poaceae
Source: the annotation of a GenBank genome assembly
AUGGCAGCUCCCGGCGGCGGCGUGAUCCGACCCGCGGUCACGGCGGCCCUAGGCGGCGGCGCAGCCAUACGUGCGAGCACCCCUCCCCAUGGUGGCUUCGACGAUGGAUCCAUCGGCAACCCCCUCGCAGCGCCCCUCUCCAAACUGAUGGCGGCGGCAGCCCCUUCCCCUAGCAGAUCUGGCCUUCCGUGGUGGUGGCGGCGGCGGCCGUCCCGAGGCAGCCUCACCAUUGCAGUGGUGGUGGCGGCGGCGGACUCACCGUUGCAGUGGCGGCGGCCUCUCAGUGGCGACAGGGUCCUCCUCGGCACCUCUGGUACAGCAGCAUCGCCGAUGACGGCCCACAGCACAAGCGCUCUCAGGCCGCCGCCGCCGCCGGAGCCGGCGUACCCGACGAGGUCGUUAAGCAACGUCUGA